AUGAAGAAAGAGUUUCCAAUGACUGGGGGAAGUCUGAUUAACUCCUUCUUGGGCAUAGCGGCAAUCCAUAAUGCCAAAGGCAUGUUCCUACAUCAAACAAAGUAUGCAGAGGAGAUUCUAAUCCGUGCAGGUAUGCAAGACUGUAAACCGGUCUCCACUCCUGUUGAUCUUAAGUCAAAACUUGCAGAGGACAUUGGCAAACCAGUGGAAGAUACUACGCACUACAGAAGCUUAGCAGGCGCUUUACAGUAUCUGACAUUUACACGGCCAGACAUCGCAUACGCUGUUCAACAAAUAUGUUUAUUCAUGCAUGAUCCCAUCCCAGAGACCUUCACUUACAAGCUCUACGGCGCAUUCUACAUUACAUACAAGGUACCAAAGACAAAGGUUUACAACUGUUAA
Brassica napus (rape) is the source of this 402-nucleotide messenger RNA. RefSeq lists its product as uncharacterized. The record is from RefSeq and is a predicted model, not a curated record. Bases 1 to 402 code for a protein of 133 amino acids. The transcript has a single exon. Lineage: Eukaryota; Viridiplantae; Streptophyta; Magnoliopsida; Brassicales; Brassicaceae.